Molecule: messenger RNA, 2226 nt
Organism: Candida tropicalis MYA-3404
Lineage: Eukaryota; Fungi; Ascomycota; Pichiomycetes; Serinales; Debaryomycetaceae
Product: putative phosphotransferase
Exons: 1
Coding region: 1-2226 (741 amino acids)
Biological process (GO): carbohydrate metabolic process
Molecular function (GO): phosphotransferase activity, alcohol group as acceptor; kinase activity
Source: RefSeq, a predicted model, not a curated record
AUGGUACACAACAAAUCAAACUUGAGUCUUGCAAAUAGAAGACAAUCCUCAUUUUUCAAUCAAUUACCCCCAGCCGAACCAGAUGUUUAUUACAUUGGGGUCGAUGUCGGUACUGGUUCAGCUCGUGCUUGUUUAAUUGAUACCAAUGGUAUCAUUUUGGGUUUAGCAGAACGUCCAAUUAAACGUCAAGAAUUGCAAUCCAACUAUAUCACUCAAAACUCCACUGAAAUUUGGAACGCUAUCUGUUACUGUGUUAAGUCGUGUCUUAGAGAUUCAGGGGUCGAUGCUCUGGAAGUAUUCGGAAUUGGUUUUGAUGCUACUUGUUCUUUGGUCGCAAUCUCCAAACUGUCUGAUAAACCUGUUUCUGUUGGUCCUGAUUUCGAUGAUAAUGAAGAAAAUAUCAUCUUGUGGAUGGACCACCGUGCUGUUGAUGAAACCAAUGCAAUCAACGCUACUGGUGAUAAAUGUUUGAAAUAUGUUGGUGGUCAAAUGUCCAUUGAGAUGGAAUUACCAAAAAUGAAAUGGUUGAAACACCACAAGCCAGGUGGUAUUAAGGACUGUAAAUUUUACGAUUUGCCAGAUUUCUUGGUUCACAAGGCAACCGGAUUGGAAACCAGAAGUCAUUGUUCCGUCACUUGUAAACAAGGAUUCCUCCCACUUGGUGUCGAAGGUAGUAAAACUGGUUGGUCUGAAGAAUUCUUGAUGGAAAUCGACAUGCCAGAAUUGGUCGAAGAUGAUUUUGACAGAUUGGGUGGUAUUCCAGGUAAAAAUGGUAUUUAUUUGACUGCUGGUGAUGUCGUUGGUAACUUGACUGCCGAAUCUGCUGAAGAAUUGGGUUUAACUACUGAUUGUAUUGUUGGUUCACCAGUCAUCGAUGCUUAUGCUGGUUGGGUCGGUACUGUUGCUGCCAAAGCUGAUGUUCCAGUCUUGCAACAAGAAGACGCACAAUCUGACGGAUCAAUUGGUACUGCUUGUGGUAGAUUGGCAGCUGUUGCUGGUACUUCAACUUGUCAUCUUGCAAUGACUAAAGAACCUUGCUUUGUUCAUGGUGUUUGGGGUCCAUAUAAAAACGUUAUGGCAGAAGGCUAUUGGUUAGCAGAAGGUGGUCAAUCCAUUACUGGUCAAUUGCUUGCACAUGUUUUAGCUAUUCACCCAGCUAACCAAACCUUGAUUAGAAGUGCUGAACAAUCCAACAUUUCCAAGUUUGAUUUCUUGAAUAUGACAUUGGAAAACUUGGUUAAAGAAAAGAAAGAAAGAUCUGUUGUUUCAUUGGCUAAACAUAUGUUCUUCUAUGGUGAUUUCCAUGGUAACAGAUCUCCAAUUGCUGACCCAAGAAUGAGAGCAAACAUCAUUGGUCAAUCCAUGGACAAUUCUCUUCAAGAUUUGGCUCUUCAAUACUUUGGUGCUUGUGAAUUUAUUGCUCAACAAACUAGACAAAUUAUUGAAGAAAUGGAAAAAUCUGGCCACAAGAUCUCCAGUAUUUUCAUGAGUGGUGGCCAAUGUAGAAAUGGUUUGUUAAUGAGAUUGUUAGCUGACUGUACUGGAUUACCAGUUAUCAUUCCAAGAUACAUUGAUGCUGCAGUUGUUUUUGGGUCUGCUUUGUUGGGUGCCGUUGCUGCUGAAACUGCUGUUGCUGAAUAUUGUGCCGACAGAUUGAAAGCUAGAAGAGCUUCAAUUUUGAAUCCACCAAAACAGCACCAAGAUGGUAGUAGCUCUCCAUACACUGCUCCAUCAGCCACUUCUACUAGUAACUUGGCAACUUUAGCUUAUGUCGGUGGUGGUUCUCAUCAAGCUCUAUCUCAAUUGACACCAAUGAAUGAAGAAGCUGAUUACUUUAACCAAUCUACUCAACAACAACAACCACCACUUAAGGAUCCUAAACAUUCUUCUGCAAUCAAGAGUGAUGAUGAAUCUGAUGAAGAAGCUACUUUAUCAUUUGGUUCCAAGACUCAACAUCAACAAGGUGUUUUGAAAAAGAAGAUGGAUGCUAAGGCAGCCGAUACAAAACCAGGAUCUGCUUUAUGGCGUACAAUGGUUAAAUUGACUGGUCCAGGUAGAGUUAUUAACCCAAGUUCUAAAGAAGAUCCAGAUAGAAGACUUCUUAAUGAAAAAUUCAAGGUUUUCUUGGAACAAUGUGAAAGUCAAAGAAGAUUCAGAGAUAUGGUUGACAAGAUUGAAGAAGAAAAUAUUAAGAAUGCUAGUAAAUCAACCACUGCUACUGCUUAA